Molecule: messenger RNA, 882 nt
Organism: Penicillium taxi
Lineage: Eukaryota; Fungi; Ascomycota; Eurotiomycetes; Eurotiales; Aspergillaceae
Exons: 3
Coding region: 1-882 (293 amino acids)
Source: RefSeq, a predicted model, not a curated record
AUGGUGCUAAUGGGGGGUUAUCCGGUGUCAUUCAUCUAUUGUUUGCCCUCUAAUGAAAAUAAACCACCCGCAAAUGCCUCUAAGCUCCCAUCCAACCAGCUCAAGCUGAAGAUCCAGACGGAAAAUAAUCUCCCUGAAAGCCCCGAUCAACGAACCUCAUUGAAAGAUGUAAAGUCCGCGGGACAAGCGUUGAAGAUUCUCAAAGAAGCUGCACAUCUUGGAGAGCAGGAGUUUUGUGUUUUGACAGAAGUCACAUCAAAACUGGGAAACUCGCUGUGGAACCAACUGGAUUCCAAAUAUCCCGCCAUUCACAAGACUUUCCUUCCUGUCCAGGGAAUUUUCGAGAUAAAGAGGCCGGGAUGGGCACAUCAAGUGAUCCUACCAUGGAUGUUUACAAAUCAUGGUAAAUGGGUUAAGCACUUGAACCUUUUUACAGACGCAGACCUGGAAGACCUGGAGAUCCGGGCUAGCCCGAUAGUCGACUUUACUACCGGACCAUACAAAGGCAUGCGAAAAGAACUGGAUCUCCUGUUUGUAUCUAGCCGGGCAACAAGUACUGCGCCAGGAAAGUCUCCUCUCCCAUCAAUCAUGGUUGAAGUUGGAUACUCGCAAUCAUACACGAGCCUCAAAGAGAAUGCCGAAAGAAUUCUCAUCAGAGGGGCCCCGGAGAUUGGAAUUGUCAUAAUCAUCAAGUCCUACACUCGCAAACGCGGAAUAGCUUCGCACGCUAUUUUCCCGGUCCCAACUCCUCCUGAGCCACCUCUGUCAUUCACCCGUGAAGACAUUUUGGGCAAAGGAAUUGUAAUGACUGGCCGGCCUACUACAGAUGUUUUCCCCUUCGACCUCAAACUACUGCGGAGAAAGAUCCGGUCCUACCUCUAG